CAAUGUUCCACAACAUCAUGGAGGUGCUUCGUGUUAUGUUGACCGUCGUUGUGGUAACAAGAGCAGUGAGAUCAGAAGAUCACGUUCCAAUGUUUACCUCUAUGGGUCAUCAUCACAAAUUUACCGUGGCCGAAAACAGCCCAGUGGGGACUGUCAUUGGACAAAUAAUGGCGACCGACCAAGAUGGCGCUCGAAACCUUACGUUUGACACUGCAGACAACGACACGGCUACACUGAUACGAAUAGUGAAUGUUCGUAAAUCUGGAAAGCAAAUCACAGCCGAUCUUGCACUAAAGACACUAGUAGACCGAGAUUUUGCUCCAAGUAACCGACAUAUUCACAUUUCAGUCACCGAUGGGCAGUACAAAGCAAUUUCAAGAUAUGUACUUGUUAUUACCGACAUGAAUGACAACGCCCCGAUGUUCACUCAACACGAAUACAAAGUUACAGUAUUACAUUCGUUGCCCAUGCAUUCCGUGGUUCUUAUUGUGAUUGCAACAGACCCUGAUGCGACUUUCGGUGGGAGAGUAUCGUAUAGCAUACAGACAGACGACUUGUUCGCUUACCAGGCGUUCAGGGUCAACCAGUACACAGGGAUGAUAACUCUGCACAGCCCGCUGUUAACUCACAGACAUACCCUGUUACACUUCAACGUUAUCGCCACGGACGGAGGUGGACUGUCCAGUUCUGCGAAAGUGAUCAUACACGUGCAGUGAACAUCAGAAUACAAUAUCUACGUAACGAAAGGAAAAACAAAACAGCAAAAACAUGUCAGUGUUGGACACAUAGCCAUACAUCAAUCAUACACGUGUUAAUGUAUAUUUAAACAGAAAUGAAUAAAAAAAAAAAAAAAA
This is a messenger RNA of Gigantopelta aegis, 854 nucleotides long. RefSeq names its product protocadherin gamma-A1-like. The record is from RefSeq and is a predicted model, not a curated record. NCBI's taxonomy places the organism in Eukaryota, Metazoa, Mollusca, Gastropoda, Neomphalida, Peltospiridae. Gene Ontology annotation, cellular component: plasma membrane. Gene Ontology annotation, molecular function: calcium ion binding. Gene Ontology annotation, biological process: homophilic cell-cell adhesion. Bases 3 to 716 code for a protein of 237 amino acids. The transcript has 8 exons.